Xyrauchen texanus (razorback sucker) is the source of this 1021-nucleotide messenger RNA. RefSeq names its product NHP2 ribonucleoprotein homolog (yeast) (gene nhp2). The transcript has 4 exons. Gene Ontology annotation, molecular function: box H/ACA snoRNA binding. The coding region runs from base 113 to 568 and encodes 151 amino acids. The record is from RefSeq and is a predicted model, not a curated record. NCBI's taxonomy places the organism in Eukaryota, Metazoa, Chordata, Actinopteri, Cypriniformes, Catostomidae. Gene Ontology annotation, biological process: rRNA pseudouridine synthesis; snRNA pseudouridine synthesis. Gene Ontology annotation, cellular component: nucleolus; box H/ACA snoRNP complex.
AACGGAAAUGUGCUGAGAGACUACACGUGCGAGUUGUGGAGCUGUACACAUUUACCUGAAGUUAAACCCUUUUGUUUUGUCUCGUAUAUAUAUUCAAAUAGUUGAGUUUAAUAUGACAAAGGUAAAGAAAGAGAAAAGUGGCGCAGAGGAGGAGACCGGGACAACUGAAAAGUCAUAUCAAGAAUUAAUAGCUAACAUAAACCCCAUCGCAAACCCUCUUGCAUCGCGAAAACUAAGCAAGAAGCUGUAUAAAUGCGUCAAGAAAGCGGCCAAACUGAAAAACAUCCGACGAGGAGUAAAAGAAGUACAGAAGUUCAUAAAUAAAGGGGAGACGGGGAUUGUGGUGUUUGCCGGAGAUACACUUCCUAUCGAAGUAUAUUGCCACAUACCAAUCAUGUGUGAAGACCGAAGCCUUCCCUAUGCUUAUGUUCCAUCCAAAGUUGAUUUGGGUGCAUCAGCUGGCUCAAAGCGGCCCACCUGUGUCAUCAUGGUCAAACCCCAUGAUGAGUACAAGCAAGCCUAUGAUGAGUGUCUGGAGGAAGUCACAGCUCUACCUAAACCAAUCUGAGGACACUUGACUUGGGUUUUAGUUUUAAGAUCAUAAUUGAAUAUAUCACAUCAAAUUAUUGCAGUGGGUGACUCUGUGGGUUAGUUUUACCGGUGAAUCUAUUGUCAUUUUUAAGAUUAACCCCAAUUUGUCUCCCUUGCCACCUUUUCAUUUGCAAGAGGAUUCAUGUGUGAGUACAGUUGAUUUGAUGUUUAGUAAAUGAAUCUUUAGUUGGAACAUUUCGGUCACUGGACAGUGGACUGAGCCAUUGUUACACAUGUUGUAUUUUUCAAUAUUUUGUGCUCUUGAUCUCUAAUAUUUGAUCGUUGAUUACUUAUUUUUACUGAACUGUUUGUUUGAAUGGGACAUUGAACUGGUUUUGUAGAAAUGAACCUCUCAAUUAGCUCCUAGAAACAUCAUAAUAAAUGCAUUUGCCUUUUGGAUUUAUGCCCAACGUUAUCUGGUUUCUUUGUG